Messenger RNA from Carassius auratus (goldfish), 3914 nucleotides. Its product is annotated as E3 ubiquitin-protein ligase BRE1B-like. The coding region runs from base 86 to 3112 and encodes 1008 amino acids. The transcript has 20 exons. The record is from RefSeq and is a predicted model, not a curated record. NCBI's taxonomy places the organism in Eukaryota, Metazoa, Chordata, Actinopteri, Cypriniformes, Cyprinidae. Gene Ontology annotation, cellular component: HULC complex; nucleus. Gene Ontology annotation, molecular function: metal ion binding; ubiquitin protein ligase activity.
AAUGUAUCAGACCACCACUAAAGAGUGCACAACCAUACGUUAUUUAAAUCGCACAAUCGAGCAAAUACAUCUGUGAUUACAACAAAUGUCCAAAAAGGGAAGCAUGUCUGGCGCAGGGGCUGGGAAGCGCCCCUCAGGAGGGGAUAGUCCCCCUGGCCCUCCUGAAAAAAAGCUGAAGAAAGAGGAGAAGACUACCACUACGCUCAUCGAGCCCAUCCGCAUUGGAGGAGUUUCUUCUACGGAGGAGAUGGACAUGAAGGUUAUUCAGUUCAAGAACAAGAAGCUCUGUGAACGCCUUGAACAAAGGCAGGCUUUGGAGGAUGAGUUGAGGGAGAAGAUUGAGAAGCUGGAGAAGAGGCAGGCAACUGAUGACACCACACUGCUUAUUGUCAACCGCUGCUGGACUCAGCUUGAGGAGAAUAUCCAUGAACUGCUGCAACGUGUGGAGCCUAAGCAUGGCCCAACACAAGUCCAGACCCUUGCCACCCCUCCUGUUCCAGACGUCCCGGUUCCUGCUGCAGCCCCAUCAUCUGCUCCUGAACCUUCUGCUCCUUUGCCAGCUCCAAAAGAAAGUGAGGACGGUCUCCCCCAGCCUCCACUUUCAGCUGAGGCAGUGGAAGAAGAAAAACAACCAGUGCAAGAAAAGGAACAGACACAGGAGCAAGAGCAGCAACAGCAGCUUCCUGACUCUGAGAAGGAACCCGUGCAGGAUGGAAUUCCCGUUCCUCCACCUCCACCACCUCUCAGCGAGAGUGCAAAGGCUUUCCUGGCCACUCUGGAUAACAGCAGUGAGGAGGAGCUCACACUGCAUCUACAGGACAGGAUGCAGUUCAGCAAGGGUGCUGUGGCCUGUAUGGUCUGCAUAUUUGACCGUCUGCAUACCACCAUUGAUGAGCUGUGUACCCGAGUGCAGUCAGCUGUGUGUGAGGAUGAUAGUCAGCGAGAGAUUAUUGCCACAAACCACACACUUCUAGAGGAACAUAAUCGACUGCAAGAUCUUGCAUACUCCCUUCAAGGGAAACACCACAAAAUGUCAUUGGAGUAUAAUGAAUUGAUUGACAAAGUGACAAGUUCAGAGACUAAAGUGUCUGAGAUGGAAACCGCUGUGGAGGAUCUGCAGUGGGACAUUGAAAAACUUCGUAAGAGAGAGCAGAAGCUGAAUAAACACCUAGCAGAAGCUCUGGAGCAGCUUAACACCGGUUACCAUGCCACUGGCAGUUCAGGUGGAUUACCAGGUGGUCAAAUCACACUAAGUAUACAGAAGUUCGAGUCUCUGAAUGCCGAACUGGAGCAGAACCAAGAACUUGCCAACAGCCGCAUGGCAGAGCUUGAGAAACUCCAGCAAGAGCUACAGGAAGCUGUUCGGGAGAGCGAGAAAUUAAAGAUGGAUCUGAGGAAUAUACCAGAGGAUGUGUUGAAGGAGACGCCAGAGUACAAGUGCCUCCAAUCACAGUUCUCUCUGCUGUACAAUGAGUCUCUAAGUGUGAAGACCCAGCUGGACGAAGCCAGAGCUCUGCUGCUGACAGCCAAAAACGCUCACCUGCGGCAGAUCGAGCACAUGGAAAGUGAUGAGCUGUCUCUUCAGAAAAAGUUACGCACUGAGGUCAUCCAGCUGGAGGACACGCUGGCCCAGGUGCGCAAGGAAUAUGAAAUGCUAAGGAUCGAGUUUGAACAGAAUCUUGCAGCCAAUGAGCAAGCAGGCCCAAUAAACAGAGAAAUGAGACAUUUAAUCAGCAGUCUUCAAAACCAUAAUCAUCAGCUGAAAGGUGAUGUGCAGAGAUAUAAGCGGAAACUUCGUGAGACACAGAUGGAAAUAAACAAGUUGAAGUGUCAGAGUGGAGAUGCAGGUGCACUGAUGUUGGAAGAAAGCGUGGGUGACGGAGGACUGGAAGUUAAGAAAGAGGAGGAUGAUGACCAGGAGGAAGAGGAAGAGAGGAGGAGAGAGCUGGAAAGGCAACGGGCACGGGAGAGAGAGAGGGAGGCAGAGAGAGAGAGGGAGCGAGAGAGAGAGCGGGAGAGACAGCGGAGUGAGGAGCUGAAAAGGAAGGACUCUGACACACUGAAGAUGCUUCGAGGAGAGCUCAAAAAAGCUCAGGAAUCUCAGAAGGAAAUGAAACUACUGCUAGACAUGUACAAAUCAGCCCCAAAGGAGCAGCGAGAUAAAGUGCAACUUAUGGCCGCAGAAAAGAAGUCCAAAGCAGAAGUGGAAGAGUUGAGGCAGCGAGUUCGGGAACUGGAGGAGAGGGAAAGAAAGGAAAGCAAAAAACUGGCAGAUGAAGAUGCUCUCCGUAAGAUCCGUGUGGCCGAGGAGACCAUCGAACACUUGCAGAAAAAAUUGGCUGCUACUAAACAGGAGGAAGAGGCCCUGCUGAGUGAGAUGGAUGUGACAGGACAGGCAUUUGAAGACAUGCAGGAGCAGAACAGCAGACUCAUGCAGCAGCUCAGAGAGAAAGACGAUGCCAACUUCAAACUUAUGAGUGAAAGAAUCAAAUCCAACCAGAUUUACAAGCUUCUGCGGGAGGAGAAAGAGGAAUUGGCAGACCAAGUGCUUACUUUCAAAACCCAGGUGGAUGCUCAGCUGCUGGUAGUGCAGAAACUAGAAGAAAAGGAGGGUGUCCUGCAGAACACACUGGCCACACUGGAGAAGGAGCUGGCACUGCGUACUCAAGCCCUGGAGCUCAACAAGCGCAAGGCAGUGGAGGCGGCCCAGUUGGCCGAGGACCUUAAAGUACAGCUGGAACACACUCAGACCAAACUGAGGGAAAUCCAAGCCUCAGUAUUAGACAACCGCACUGCCCGUGAGAGGGAGAGCGUCAACCUCAAGAAAGCACAGGAGGACUUGUCCAGACUGCGGCGUAAGCUGGAGAAACAGAAGAAAGUUGAGGUGUACACAGAUGCUGAUGAGAUUCUGCAAGAAGAAAUUAAUCAGUAUAAGGCUAAAUUACGUUGUCCCUGUUGUAAUACCCGAGAUAAGGAGACUGUCCUCACUAAGUGUUUCCACGUCUUCUGCUAUGAAUGCUUGAAGACGCGCUACGACACUCGCCAGAGGAAGUGCCCCAAAUGCAAUGCUGCAUUCGGAGCAAACGACUUCCACCGCAUCUACAUCACCUAAUUUAGUGUGCACUUUUUGAUGGACUGAAAAAAGUGGAUGAGAAAGAAUGGAUGAAAGUGGUCUUGAAGCACAAUAUUACCAUAAUAUGGUAUUUUAAAAUGUUCUGAGGAGCCACUUUCACUCCCAUCUGUUAUAGGUGGUGCUUGUGACCAAACAGACAGUGACAGAAUGGAAAGAGUUGUGAAGUAUUCAUGGUCUGCAGCACGCAAGCAGUGCUUCUUCAUUGCAGAAGAAUCCAUUGAGUUUUGUCUCUUAAAUUUUGUCUGUUCUUUAAAGUACUGCGAUUUAUUAUUUAAUUUUUUACAUGCAUUUUGUUGAAUGACCAUGAAAAAAGAGGGAAUCUAUCUGUAUCUGCUCAGAUUUCAAUAUAUCAUAAAUGUCAUAACUCCACAGAAUGAGUGACAUUCAAAGUUAAAAAGAAACUGUUUUGUUUUGACAAUUAUGGCCUUAUCUGAGUCAUAAAGUAACACUAUCUAGUAAUUUAGUUAGUCAGUCAGUCAGUUUUUACAAUUUCUCAGUAGGUACCAUAUACCAAACCAUACAGUGCCCAUACCAGAUCUAUCAUCAAUGUAUGUCAAUAACUGUUGCACAGUUUCACAAAAAAAUAAAAACUGGAUACAAUUAUCUGUGAACUUAGCUCUCUGCUUUGAUGUUAACCUAGACAAAAUGUAUGCAAUGUAUUUUGCAUUGAAGAUUGAUUGGCUAGAUGAAUCUGGCUUUUAAUUUUAAUUGUAAUGUUAUUGUUGUACUUGGUGCAAAAGGAUAAAUUGAAACUGGACUUUACACAUGUAAUAUUGCAGUA